Molecule: messenger RNA, 2909 nt
Organism: Panicum virgatum (switchgrass)
Lineage: Eukaryota; Viridiplantae; Streptophyta; Magnoliopsida; Poales; Poaceae
Product: long chain acyl-CoA synthetase 9, chloroplastic-like
Exons: 12
Coding region: 475-2568 (697 amino acids)
Cellular component (GO): endoplasmic reticulum; membrane
Molecular function (GO): long-chain fatty acid-CoA ligase activity
Source: RefSeq, a predicted model, not a curated record
AUAUAUCUUGUUAGAUUCGUCUCGCAAAGUAGCUCAGAGUUCUGCAAUUAGUUUUAUAAUUAGAUUUUAUUUACUACUCUAAAUGGUGAGGUUUUUUAUCUAAAAUUUAGAUAAAAAAACCAAGCAGGCCGCAGAUGGGGGAUGGCUCGGCGAUCCCAAAACCCCGCGAGCAAGGCCCAGCCAAACCCUGACUCCAAAAGCGAGACAGAGGACACGGCCGUGACGGGGAGUGCCGACAAAGAAAGGGGCCGGCCGUCCUCCUCGGCGGCGCCGGCGUCUUUGGAUCCUCCGGCCGCCGGACCCGCCUUAUUUCCCUCUCCACCUGCUCCGCGUCCUGCCCUGCCAGCCGGCUGCCGCCCUGCUGCAUUGCGCACACUCGCAGGUUUCAGACUCCCAACUCCCAAGACCUCUGCCAAUCAGUAUCGAGUAUUGACACUACAUAGUUUGGAGAAAUAUAAGUAGUGUUUUAGAAAUAUGAAUCCGUAUUUCUUUGGUUUCCUUCUCCCCUUUGUCGCAUCUCUACUGCUCACCAAGAGGAAAUCUGAGAAGAAGAGGGGAGUACCGGUCAAUGUGGGUGGAGAGCCCGGCUGCGCUGUCCGUAACCACGGAUUUGAAAGGCCCAUCGAAACGCACUGGGAAGGGGUUUCCACGCUUGCUGAGCUAUUUGAGCAGUCAUGCGAGCAGUUCGCCUACAUGCCCCUGUAUGGCACCAGGAAGCUCAUUGCGAGGGAGUUGGAAGUGGCUCCUGAUGGAAGAUCCUUUGAGAAGCUCCAUUUGGGGAACUAUGAGUGGAAAAGCUAUGCUGAUGCGUUCAAGACUGUGUGCAACUUCUCGUCUGGCCUACUGAGACUUGGGCACCUCAAGGAUGAGCAUGUUGCUAUUUUUGCUGAUACUCGGGCUGAGUGGCAGAUUGCAUUGCAGGCGUGCUUCAGACAAAACAUUACAGUUGUCACAAUCUAUGCCUCUUUGGGGGAGGAAGCGCUAUGUCACUCACUAAAUGAGACUGAGGUAAGUACUGUUGUCUGCGGACGGAAAGAACUGAAAAAGCUGGUUGAUAUAAGUGGGCAACUUGACACUGUGAAACAUGUCAUCUACAUUAAUGAGGAAGGUGUCUCAACUGAAGUAUCGUUGGCUGAAAAAUGCAAUAGCUGGACUGUUAAGUCAUUUGAGGAGGUAGAGAGCUUAGGACUGGAAAGGCCUGUUGAACCAAACUUGCCUCUCCCAUCAGAUACUGCAGUGGUUAUGUAUACAAGUGGCAGCACAGGAAUGCCUAAGGGAGUCAUGAUGAGCCACCGAAAUGUCUUGGCUGUAGUUUCAGCUGUUACGACCAUUGUGCCUGAUCUUGGCAAGAAGGAUGUGUACUUGGCAUACCUGCCACUAGCACAUAUACUUGAAUUGGCAGCUGAGGCAAUCAUAACUGGUGUUGGGGCUUCAAUAGGAUAUGGAUCACCAUUGACCCUGACUGAUACAUCCAAUAAAAUAAAAAAGGGGACCCAAGGUGAUGCUUCUGCACUAAAGCCAACACUAAUGACUGCUGUGCCUGCUAUACUUGAUCGUGUUCGUGAUGGUGUACGAAAGAAUGUAGAUGCAAAAGGUGGGUUAGCAAAGAAAUUAUUUGAUAUCGCCUACAGCCGUCGUCUAGCUGCUGUUAAUGGAAGCUGGUUGGGUGCAUGGGGACUCGAGAAGCUCUUGUGGGAUAUGCUUGUCUUUCAGAAGGUUCGUGCAAUCUUGGGAGGAAGGAUUCGCUUUAUCCUUGCAGGGGGAGCACCUUUGUCAGGGGACACACAGAGAUUUAUCAACAUAUGUCUUGGGGCUCCAAUAUCGCAAGGAUAUGGCCUGACUGAAACUUGUGCUGGUGGGACAUUUUCAGAGUAUGAUGAAACGUCUGUUGGCCGUGUUGGUCCUCCUCUGCCUUGUUCAUACAUUAAGUUGAUAGACUGGGCCGAAGGUGGAUACUUAACAACUGAUUCACCAAUGCCUCGGGGUGAAAUAGUUAUUGGAGGUCCAAAUGUAACUAAAGGCUACUUCAAAAAUGAAGCAAAAACAAAUGAAGUCUACAAGGAUGAUGAAAGAGGCAUGCGGUGGUUCUACUCUGGUGACAUUGGGCGCCUGCACCCAGAUGGCUGUAUUGAAAUCAUUGACCGUAAGAAGGACAUUGUCAAACUUCAACAUGGUGAAUAUGUAUCUCUAGGAAAGGUGGAGGCAGCUUUGAGUGUGUGCCCAUAUGUUGAUCAGAUCAUGAUCCAUGCUGACCCCUUCCACAGCUAUUGUGUCGCACUUGUUGUAGCUGCACACAGCGAGCUGAAAGGCUGGGCCUCAAAACAAGGAAUCACAUAUAGUGAUUUUGCAGAUUUGUGUCAGAAGCAAGAGACUGUCAAAGAAGUCCUUCAAUCUUUGGCAAAGGCUGCUAAGCAAGCACGACUGGAGAAGUUUGAGAUCCCAGCCAAAAUCAAGCUCAUACCGGAGCCAUGGACGCCAGAGUCAGGCCUUGUUACGGCCGCCCUCAAGCUCAAGAGGGAGAUCAUCAAGAAGGCGUACGAGAAGGACCUUGCUCAGUUGUACUGCUAGUGUCGCUGCUGCUAGCCUCUCUUAAGGAUAUAAAGUGUUUGUUGGUCGCGACAACAGAAUGUUCCAGUUGUAGCAUGUUUUUGAGGAGACAACUGCUGAAGGUGGUGAGAACUGAAAGUGAGAGAGAGCAGGUGAUUCAGUCGCCAAUAAUGUCAGUGUUUCCCUGAACGUCAGGAGGAAACUAUACUCGGGAGUUUUUGUUUUUUGAUAAUUAGAAGAAUUGAGGAUUCCCUCGCACCUAAGAGCAACUGUUCAUUAGCAGCACGCUAUGGUAGUCUUUGUUGAAUUUUUCACUGCCAUGAUCCCCAUAAAUUUUACAGUGUUGGACAAGGACACUAUGA